GUGGUACGAGGGUAGGCAUAGAAAUUUUAGAAUGGUAGGUAUGCCAAUACCAUCAGAAUCUUCAGCUAGUCAUAACAAGGUCAAGCUGGAGCCAUGAACAGGGCCAUGAGGAACGCUGUAACGGGAGGCUUCAGGCCUGUUUUAACAUCACUGCCCCUCUGCUUCGCCUUAUCUGUGGAAGAAAGGGCUGGAACCCCUUAAGCGGAGACGUGGGUGUGGAUUCAUUUUGAAACCAUCCAAGAGGAAGGAGCAUGUCUCACAUAUUGAAUGGGCAGGAUGUGACCUCCAUCCCCCAUUUUCUAAGCGGCGGACGGAGUUCCAGUACAGAAGGAUGGGGAACAGGUAGGCCAUUAAUGUUUAUAUACCAGUAGCUUUUAUUUUCUCCUAAUGAAUCCGGUGUGUCUUUGAAUGGAGCAGCAUCCUGCUGCUGCGAGGUCUAUCCCUGUGUGACGUCAGCUCCGGCUGCAAUCCCCCCAACCCCCACAAUCACACUUUGAGAAUCUUGAUCCAAAAUGGCCGCCAGGGAGACUCCAGCUUUACCCCAGGAAGACAGGAGUGUCUAUUUAUGGAAGGCAGCAGCCCACUGCUUGAGCUGCUAACACAGCCACCAUACUGUGAGCAAGGGAGCUCGAUCAUGCAUCCUGCACUGCUUCUUGGGCUGCGUCAGCCAAAGCCCAGCAUUGGCCAUCGCCGUGACUGCUCACAUCUCACCACCCCACACCACAUGCCUCCCUGCAGCUUUGUGGCCCAUCCCCUUCUAUGCAGCCCCUCCCCUUCACGUGAUUACACCCCUUCUUUGCAGCCCUGCCCAUUCUUUGCGACCCCCCCCACCCCUUCUUUGUACCCCUUCUGUGCAGACCCACCUGUUAUUAGUGACCCUACCCCUUCUUUGCUCCUCCGUUCUAUAUGGCCCCGCCCAUUCGUCAUGACCCUGCCCUUAUUUGUGGCUCCAUCCUUUCAGAGUGACCACACCCCUUCCUUGUGACUCUGCCCCUUUCCCAGUGUCUUUCCCCGCUCGUGGUUGGUCAGUGGUGCUCCACUUUCUACAGACCUGGGAACCUGAAGUCCCUGAGGGACACGACCUCAUGCCAACCUGUCAAGGUGGUGCUCGUCACUGGGUCGGUGACCGCCGACUGCCCAGCUGUGACCGGGACACAAAAGCAGUACCUGACAUCCGUUUAUGGAUGAGGUCACGCCGCAAACCAUUCAGCAUGAAGCGGCUGACCUGUAGGCCUCUGUGUUUAACCUGCACCCUCCCACAGUACCUCAGGAGGCCUACGGACGCCGUCAUCUGCAUUACCUUCGAGCUGUCGGUUGACCUGGAAAUGAGGCUAGCAUAAGGUGCACUUUGGGCACCGUCUCCUGCCCUGGCCUCUCCGUGACCUGCCCUCUCCUGCUCUGGCCUGUCUGAGACCCGCCCACUCCGUGCCCAUUGGCCCUGGGUUUUAGUCCUGCCACUUUUGCUGUGAUGUCAGUGGAGGAACCCGUGACAGGAAACUUGCAUAUGGCCAAUUGGCACCAUCGCCGUGUGUACUAUGGACUGAUCUGUCUUUCAGUCUGUCCCUCUUUCUGCUACUCUAUUUUUAACUUUCCUCUUCCUCCCUUUCCUUCUUUCUUUCUUUCUUUCUUGCUUUCUUUCUUUCCUUCUUACCUUCUCUGUCUCUGUCUCUGACCUACCUCCCCCCUCCCCCCUCCUUGCUCGCAUGCUUUUAAAUCUUCCUCCUGCUGUUCCAAUCCCUGCUGUCCUCUUCCUCCUUUCCUGUGCCCUUGCCUUUCCCUCUCUCUCCUCUUCCUCUCUCAGCAUGGCCGUACAGACUUUUCAUGGGAAGGAAUCAAUCUUUCUAUGGAGGACACCACCUCCAUCCUUCCUCGCCUGAAGCGAAACUCCAACGCCUAUGGGAUUGGUGCUCUGGCUAAGUCCUCUCUGACAGGUGUGUCAGGUGUGACGCGCUCCAUGAAGGACAAAGUGACCAAGCCCACUGCCAUGGCGCAGGGUCGUGUUGCCCAUAUGAUCGAGUGGCAGAGCUGGGGCAUGCAGACCAUCGGGGCGGGGGGGAGCGCCGGCCGCACCCACCUGAACCGGGAGCGCGAGCGUGAGAGGAAGCUGGAGAACGACGCCUACAGUGACCUGAGUGAUGGCGAGAAGGAGGCCCGCUUUGCUGCCGGAGUGAUGCAGCAGUUUGCCAUCUCAGAAGCUACCCUGCUGGCCUGGACCUCCAUGGAUGGGGAGAGCUUAAGUGCCGGUUCCAACCAGGGCAGCGUAGCUCACCUCAGCGAGGUCAACCAGGAGAGCAUCACCAGCAGAGACCAGAUCCUUCACCACUCCUCUGCCGAGGUUUGGCCGCACACGUAUGUCUCGCAAGGUCUCUACUGUCUCUCCUCCUCUGAUGCCUGGGAGCCGAUUAGCAAUGAGCCGUCGGGAGUGGCCUCUCCGGCUGCUGGCUCCUACGUCAUGGCGGCUGGACCCGAAGGGUACGAGGGCAGCACUGCACACUAUCUGACACAUCAGCAACAGCAGCAGUUCAACUUACAGCAGAGCCAAUUACAGCAAAUACAGCAGCUGCAGCAAAUACAGCACUACCAGCAACAGCAACUGCUGCAGUAUCAACAACAACAGUCUCUGGAACACAGGCUACACAGUGCUACACACUCCCUGCAAGCCACACCCAACAGCACCAUCCAUAGUCUGGCUCCGCCCUCCCACCCCCCAUUGGUCGACUUGUGGGGAGCAGGGCAGAUUGAGGCCUAUCAGGGCGAAGUUGGCGGGUAUGUGGGUGUGUCAGCAGGCGAAGGGGGUCUGGCUGUGACUGGAGUCGAAGAGAGCACAACAGAGAACGAACCACUACUAGAGCAACAGGAAGAGGAGGAGAUCAAGGAGGAAGAAAUUACAUUAUGUAUGGAGCCUGAAGCUGUAAUCUUGACCCCACUUGUGCCAAGAGACGAGCCUUCCAGUGCUGGAGGAAGCAGCCCAGGGCAGGCACCUGGUGAGCCAAUUACAGAGCGGAAAGCCUCUGAUGUCACUUCCUGUGUCAGUCAGCCCUUGGAGGAAAAGGAUGAAGAGUUGGAGGAAGCAUCAGUAGCAAUUGCGGCAAACUAACUGAGUGGUGUGAGACAUCUAUCUCUAUGAUGAUUCCCUGUGAUGUUGGUGAUUGUUUUAAAGACAUUUUUCAUGCAAGGAAGAAGAAAGAGCAGAGAAAAAAUACUGAAUGAAGGACAAACAUUUAAUGGAAGCCUGAUGUCACUGAACAGUAAGCGUUCCCCAAGAGAGUGAAGAGUGGAGGAGAUGGAGAGAGAGUGACAGAGGGACUGUACCUGAAUCAGGGAAGAGAGAGCAAUAGAAAACGACACAAGAAACCAAAAGAUAGAUACGUGCAUGCUUUUUACAAUGAUGCAAUUGACUGAACUCCAUCAUCAGCGCAUAAUAUACAUAUAAAUAUAACAGUCAUAAUUAAUAAUUAUUAUAAUACUUUUUUAAAAUAAAACAAAAAUACCAUAUAAUGAGUCAUGUAUAUGUGUAUAAAAAUAUAUACUUUAGAACACUAACACAAUUUUUGAAUAAUUCCAAAUCUCGAAUAUCCAAUUUGAGAUAAGAUAUGAUAAAUGUUUGUAGAUCAUCUUCAAGAACAUGUACACAGCACUUAGCUCCCCACAUAAUUUGUGUUACUGCCCACUUCUCUGCAAAGCGGUUCCCAUACAUGUAACUCUCAGUCACAAAAAUACAGACACACAGACACACAGACACACACACGCAAAGAAGCACUCAGUAACACGGGUGAAACAGUUUUAAUCAAAUUAGCACAUUGUGGUUAAAAACAUCAUUGAUGAAAUGAAUCAGGGCAAGUUUUUCUUUAGACCUGGUCGGUAUAGUGCAGCCCAUUCCAAAAGAGUCCAAUAAAAUAUGUACUAUUUCUUAAUAUCUUGUUAUCUUGUUGGCACUAUACUGGACUGGACUGUACUUUACUGCACAAUGUGUAAUUUGCACAUUGUCUGAUAUUGAAUGUGUUUCUAUUGUAUGCAUGCUUUGCUGGACAGUGCGUAACAGUACUGUGCAACACAGUAUAAAACUGCACUGAACCUUAGUGUAAUGAAUAUGAAAUGCUCUGAACAUCAUUUCCUUCAUACCGUACUUUGCUGGAGAGUCAGAGAGAGAAUAAGGAAGAAACUUUGCACUUAUGCUGGACAAAGCAGGCAAGGAUACAUGUGGAACAAGACUCUGAUGGUCUUUGUUUUGUCUCCUGCAAAACUCUGGGAGCACCAAAAACCAGAAGCUUUUUGACAGUCAGACACAAACCCUGGGAACCCUUGGCCGCAAAGCUGCUCUAAACACGGACAUCACAUUUGGGAUUUGUGUCGGAUCAUGGAUGUGGACUGAGAUGGAACAAGUCAGGAUCUCCCUACUUCAAAGAGGCAUUGGGCUUAAGGACAUUUACCUUUAAAAUGAAACUAUUAUUCAGCGUGAGAGAAACUGUGAGGGCAGUAUUGAUUUUAGGGAAAAUAAAUCAAAAUUGUAACAGAUUUGCAGGAAAAUGUUUUAAAGGGCUCGUGGCCACUCUGUCAUAUAGAUGUAAAUAUUGCACACACGAAAAAUCACAGCUUCUGUCACUUUGAAUUAUGUUCCUGAGCUUUUACAAUGAUUUAUUUAUUUUUGUACUAUCUCACGGUCUGAACUCUUGUUCGGGAGAAUCCCGUCUCUUAAUUGUGCUGCCAGUGGAGGAGAAAAUGGGUAAGGAUUUUAAUAGCAGCUUGCCUGAUCAUAUGAAUGGGAAUAUUAUUAAUAAUAAUAAUUAUUAUGAUAUGCACCACAGUUAAAUCCAGAAGCAGCUCCAAAUUGUCCUUGCUUCAUUCGUGGAUUUUCUGCGAUGGGACAGUGCUUGUCUUGUCCACUGAGUAUGUAUGAGUAUGUAUGAGUAUGUGUACCUCAGAAGCAGAAUGGCUGAUUUCUUACACAUGUUUCCUGAGGACAUGUGCAUGAACCAUUAACAAGAAUGAUGAUGAAUAUAAUCAUUUUAAUGGAAAACCACCUUUAUCGCUCUGGAUGAUUGUCUGGGAAACGCAAAGUCACUCUUACUUGAACUGAAUAAUUUAUUGAUUGACUAUUUAUGCAAUGUUGCGACUUUUUAUUAUAACAGAAAUUUCAAUACUCCGACCCAGAUUUGGCAGAAUAUAUAUCAUUUUAGUUUCCCUGUUUGUUGUAGAGCACAAAAAAAACAUUGUAGAAUACAAGACAGCUGCAAUCUCUGUCUUUGAUACUCUUCUGUUGAACAUUUGUACUCCACUGCAUCAAACUGGGACCAAGUUUGAUAUACAUUCAAACAGGAAAACUGCAAAAAAUGAUAGAUAUUCCUUUAUUUAUUUCUGGGUGAUUUGGGGUGAACCAACUUUAUUUUGUAUAGAACAUCUUCAUUUGUCCUACAAGAGAUUUUGCCUCUCAAUAGAAACAGACAAAAAUAUACUUAGCUUUUUUCGAA
Messenger RNA from Paramormyrops kingsleyae, 5468 nucleotides. RefSeq names its product family with sequence similarity 131 member Bb (gene fam131bb). Lineage: Eukaryota; Metazoa; Chordata; Actinopteri; Osteoglossiformes; Mormyridae. The record is from RefSeq and is a predicted model, not a curated record.